AUGUAUACCGAGGAAAAGCAGAAAAAUACCAACUAUGGGUCAAUCUUUGUCUACUGCUUCUUCUCUUUUGUUUUCGUUGGGGGGAUGAUAACGUAUGCAAAACCUUAUUACAACCUUCAAAACCUAAUGGAUACCGAAACAGUAAUAGAAGAAAGAUUGUUGGACAUGGAGAAAUCUGGUGUACUUCCAUGUGACUUGAGGAGCUCUGUCUCCGGUGCUGCUCGGAAUCACCACAAGCUCUCAACAACAGUAAGGGAAGAGACGAGGACUCGUCCUCCAAUUUCGUAUUGUGUGAAGUUCGAGUCAUUUGCCACUAUGUCCAAACUGGUCACAGGUAACGGUGACAAGUACGAGUCACGUCCUUUCUCAGCCGGUGGAUACAAUUGGACGUUCCUCAUCUACCCAAACGCGAACAAGCCAGCGGGAUCGGGUGGAUACGUUUCGCUUUACGUAAAAAUCGAUAACUCAAGCCUCAUUACCACUCAAAACGAAGUGUAUGCGUGGAUCAAAUUCCUCACCUAUAAAAGCACUACAGACACGUACCACGAGCUACAUGCGACUGAGGCGCAGCGAUUUCAUUUGUUUAAACAACAGUAUGGAAUGCUUAACUUUCUUGAGAUUGGAUACUACCAAAAUGCGGCCUAUGGAUUCAUUUUCAACGGUGGACAGAGUGUGUUUGGUGUUGACAUCGUGGUUUCUAAACCCUCUGGCACAUGGGAAGAUGUCUCAUAUGAAGAAAAUAUUCGUGACCCUGUUCUUGAUUGGAGAAUCACCAACUUUUCUAUCCGCGAUCAAGUCUCUUACACUUCUGAUACGUUUUCUUCCGGAGGGAGAAACUGGGUAUUGAAAGUGUAUCCAAAUGGAGUUGGGUCUGCAACGGGUAAUUCAUUGUCACUAUACUUGUUGAGUGCGUCAAACCAGAAGGGUUACGUGAAAGCCAAGUUUAGAGUUAUUAACCAGACCCCAUCCAACAAUGUAGAGAAACAAGUGGAUGGAUGGCCCAACGCAAAGGAAAACGGAUGGGGUGUAGACAAACUUAUACCUCUUGCAGAUAUCAAAGACCCAUCCAAAGGUUUCCUCGUCAAGGAUACCAUCAGAUUUCAAGUUGAGAUCCUGGCCUUCUCUAAAACCAACUCCAUCUCUAACUAA
Molecule: messenger RNA, 1149 nt
Organism: Eruca vesicaria subsp. sativa (arugula)
Lineage: Eukaryota; Viridiplantae; Streptophyta; Magnoliopsida; Brassicales; Brassicaceae
Source: the annotation of a GenBank genome assembly